Cladophialophora psammophila CBS 110553 is the source of this 531-nucleotide messenger RNA. RefSeq lists its product as uncharacterized. Gene Ontology annotation, biological process: attachment of spindle microtubules to kinetochore. NCBI's taxonomy places the organism in Eukaryota, Fungi, Ascomycota, Eurotiomycetes, Chaetothyriales, Herpotrichiellaceae. The record is from RefSeq and is a predicted model, not a curated record. The coding region runs from base 1 to 531 and encodes 176 amino acids. The transcript has a single exon. Gene Ontology annotation, cellular component: DASH complex; spindle microtubule.
AUGGCCACUCUAGGCCCGGCUGUCUCCUCCCUACGCUCUUCCAUCUCCCUUCUUGAAUCUAGCAUCUCAAUACUCGACGAAGGCGUCUCCGACUUCCCUCGCCUCUGCAAAGUACUGCAAACGCAACAGCACUUUGAACUCCUUCCCGAACCAACGCUUCGUGAAGCUCAGCAGUCGUUGGUCGACGAGAUUGUACCAGCCAUUAACCAACUACUGUCAACGGCGGACAACCACAUCAAUCAAUUGGGAAGAAGGGAAGAGAGUCUCAAAGCAAGAUCUGAAUUGCUUGAGGGGAGGCUGAACGAUAACAGGAGAAGGACUUCGAGUUUCGGUGGUAAUAAUGGUGCUCGGCCGUUCCGUAAUGCCAAUUCAGGGCAGCCUGCGCCGCCUUUGAGCGAUGCGAGAAUGUUGGAAAUGAAACGACUGCAUCAGAAGAAAGAGAGACUGCAAUAUGCCAUUGAGCGAUUGGAGCUGCAGAGCAAACAGAGAGAAAGAGAAUUGAGGAAGAGCAUGGCUAUCGUGAAAGAGUGA